AUGCCCUGCCCCACGGCACAAACACAGUGUCCGAGAGAGAUCCCAUGGCUCGUCACCUCUUUGUCCUGCAAGCCAGGCGCCAAGACGGUGUCUUUGCUUGUGGUGUUGGCAAGAAUGCAAAAUACAGAGUUGAGAAGGAUCAUACGGGCUCAAUUCCCUCAUCUGGGCCGGGAUGAUCCGGUCUGCCCAAUAUUUGGCCCAAGUUCCUCAAGACAGGCCCAGCUAAACGACCAACCCUUUCCUGCGUCGUCGUCCUUCUCCCCUCUCCCAGUUCUUCCUCCUCGGCGUCUCCUCCUCCCUCUCGUAACCCUAGACAAUCCACCCCCACCCACCCACCGGAUCGGGUCUCAGCAUCUCUGGGCGCACGAGACCAGGGAUUCCCUCGCGAUCCUACGAGUGCCAUGUCGGGCGGACGCUGAGCCUGUUGAUCAGAAGAAUAAACUCGAGGAACGUUGCAAGCCACUAUGUGUAAAAUCAUUGUAUGAGUAUGAGAGGUGUGUCAAGAGAGUCGAGAACGAUGGAAGUGGGCAGAAGCACUGCACCGGCCAAUAUUUCGACUACUGGUCAUGCGUUGACAAGUGUGUGGCACCAAAGCUCCUUGACAAGCUCAAGUGAUGAUGGCAUGCUACUACAUUUGACGUGUGACUUCGUUGGACACUCGCACUCCCCCAUUUCAGUUCUCAUGAACUUAAAUAAAUUGACCUGUUUGUCGUGCCUCUGCUUUUAUUUGCCGACCCUGUAACAGGAUGCCUUAUUUUGUCUAACUCUUCGAGCAGCACAGCAAACACGGAUGGGUGCUUGAAUUUAAACGGGUCUUAUCAUCUAAUUCGUGCAGGCGUUUACAUGUACAAGAGGAAUCACGUUCCUCUGUUUUCUCAAAUAUUGCUAGACUCGUUUCCUUAA
Messenger RNA from Setaria italica (foxtail millet), 903 nucleotides. RefSeq lists its product as uncharacterized. The transcript is spliced from 5 exons. Bases 1 to 615 code for a protein of 204 amino acids. The record is from RefSeq and is a predicted model, not a curated record. Gene Ontology annotation, biological process: mitochondrial electron transport, ubiquinol to cytochrome c. Lineage: Eukaryota; Viridiplantae; Streptophyta; Magnoliopsida; Poales; Poaceae.